This is a messenger RNA of Hyaloscypha bicolor E, 320 nucleotides long. RefSeq lists its product as uncharacterized. Lineage: Eukaryota; Fungi; Ascomycota; Leotiomycetes; Helotiales; Hyaloscyphaceae. The coding region runs from base 4 to 285 and encodes 93 amino acids. The transcript has a single exon. The record is from RefSeq and is a predicted model, not a curated record.
UUAAUGCAAAACACAAACCCCACAAAAAAAUAUCCCACCAUUGAAACCUACCCUUCCGCCCCCGCUCCUCCCGCCUCCCUGCGGCCUCUCCCGACCAACCACCAGCGAACGCCACACUUCUCCCCAGGAGAGGUCGCGCCCCAUCAACAAACGGAACGACCUUCCAAAAGCGCGCCCUUCUCCGCCUCCAGAGUCGCAACUCCCCGGCGCAAAGUUCGCCCGGCUAUUAUUGAUGUAUUAAUAUCGUCGAAUCAUCCGCAACAGUUUAUUACCAUGCCCCUCUAAAUCCUGAUUCCUGACAAACACACAAUGCUUCCCCU